AUGGCAGGGACCGGCUUUGACCCAAGUGCAGCCAUCAAAAUUGACUCAAUUUGCAGCGAAAACUGGGGACGUCCCCUCAACGACUACACCCGAUUUCUCACGAGUCUGGAGAUCGCUUCUACCAAUGCAGACCUCUUUGUCCCAGAGACAGAAAUGAUCGGGGAGGUGAUGGUCCUGGCCCUGGGGAGGAAGAAGCAGAGGAUGCUCAUCGAACGCGUCCCUGCCCUGGGAGAAGGGGGACAGAGUGGGGGACAGCGGGGGCUGUCUCAGUGCAAGCAGUAUAUCAACGGUACCCAGUCCGGGGUGGAAACCUGUGAAGCUGGCUGGGACUACAAUGUCACAGAAGGAUUGAGGAUUAACAUUGUUACUGAGUGGGAUUUGGUGUGUGGUCAGUACUGGCUGGUCCCAGUCGAAGAGGUGUCCUUCAUCCUGGGCGUUCUGACAGGAUGCCUGGGACUGGGCUUUGCAGCUGACAGACUGGGCAGGUUGAAGACACUACUCACCUCUCUGACCCUCUCAGUGGUAUUUGGCGUGCUUGUGUGCGUCUCUACCGCUCCCCCAUUCUUUAUUGCCAUGCGUUUUUGCCUGGCUGCUGCUAGCGCCGGUGUCUACCUCACGCUUUACAUCACACGUCUUGAACUCUGUGACCCCUCACUACGUCUGUUAGUCACCAUGGUGGCAGGACUAACGACAGUUGCUGGGGAGCUGCUGUUGCUGGGUUUUGCUCUGGGUUGCCAGUCCUGGAGAGGUUUACUUGGAACUGGGGCUGCACCACUCUCUCUGUUCCUCACCUAUGGUAUUCCAGGAGUAUUUCCUGAGUCUCCUCGCUGGCUCCUCCUCUCUGAGAGAUCUGCUGAUCUGAAUUCCUUCAGUGAAAGAAGAGAUAGAGGGAGGGAUGACGAGAGCUUCACAGAGCUGGACUCCGAGCUAUCUCCCUCUACUCGCCCACAUCUGUCCUUCCCUGAGCUCGUACACAGCAGGAACAUCUGGAAAAACAUGUGUGUGCUCGGCUUCACCUCGUUCAUUUCCCAUGGCAUUAGUCACUGUUACAGCUCGUUCCGCGGUGAUGUCAGAGGCACUGCCCCCAGCUUCUAUUGGACCUAUCUACUCUCUGUCUGUGCGGGAGGAGGGGCCUGGCUGUUGUUAUGGGCAACCGUGAACAGGUGUGGUCGACGUGGUAUCCUGCUCCUCGCCAUGACGAUGACAGGGCUGGCAUCUCUGAUUCUCCUCGGACUGAUGGAGUAUCUAAGUGAGGCGGCCAUCACUGUGUUCUCAGUGAUGGGUCUCUUCUCCUCCCAGGCGGCUGCCUCUCUCUGUGUCCUCUUCACAGCAGAGAUCAUGCCCACCAUCAUCAGGGGCAUUGGCGUGGGCACGGUGUUGGCCCUGGGCUGUGUGGGUCGGCUCACCUCGCCGCUCAUGGACCUGCGCAACCACUACGGCUACUUCCUUCACCACGUGGUGUACUCCUCCCUGGCUCUGCUGGCCGUGCUCUCCAUCCUGCUGCUGCCCGAGAGCAAGAGGAAACCGCUGCCCCAGACGCUGGCCGACGGGGAGCAGUACCGGCGCCCCUCGCUGGGCCGGAGGAGGAGGGACAACGUGCCCCUGCUGGCCACCCCCAACCCAGAGACCUAGCAUGUCAUAACGCCAGCCCAGAGUGUCAGCAGGUCGCGGAGAGGAAGAUGGCGAGGGAGAAGAGGGUCAGCUGUCUGCUGAAGAUGGUUGUGCUGAGCCAAUGAAGGAGGGUGGUUGAAGGGACCCACACCUCCCCUCACCUUUCCCAUAAGGCCUGUGUGUCAGGAAAGGGAGCAGAUGCGUUCUGCCCGUGCUCCCGUCUGCCACCAUCAGAGAGGCCCUUUUGAUAGGUGUAUUAUCUGGCAGAGUAUGGCAUCACACACUGUUCACUGAGGUAGAGGCAUGUAUGCUAUGGAAACGGUCCUGUAAAUACCUACAACGUAGUUUCUUUAACUUUAUGAAUGCUAGGUUAUCUAUUUAUAAAAAAAAACAGAGGAGUUUUGUUUCUGGAAGUUUUUGGAAGGGUACUUUGUAUUGUCGAAAAGCAUCGUACUAAGACAAGAUGAGGGCAAUUUUGUCUACUGCUCUUAAAGACAUUGUGGGAAAUUAAAUUGAUUGAAGAUUCUUUAUGAGUAACGUUAUACUUGAGGGUAGUUUGGUGAAACUUUGAACUUGCAUUAAAUAAAUACUAAUAGGCUCCUUCCUCAAACCCAAGAGUCCUUACAAUCUGUUGAAUAACAAAAGAUGGAGAAAGUGACAUUUAAAUGUACUGUAGUUCCUCAGACUUGGUUGGAUGUGAUAAAACGAUAUGAAUUCAAUUUCCAGAUGUGACUUGGAGCCAG
Molecule: messenger RNA, 2354 nt
Organism: Oncorhynchus keta (chum salmon)
Lineage: Eukaryota; Metazoa; Chordata; Actinopteri; Salmoniformes; Salmonidae
Product: solute carrier family 22 member 17-like
Exons: 12
Coding region: 1-1632 (543 amino acids)
Biological process (GO): transmembrane transport
Cellular component (GO): membrane
Molecular function (GO): transmembrane transporter activity
Source: RefSeq, a predicted model, not a curated record